AAUUGUUUGGCAUGUAUUUUGAUGUCGAUAACUCAACACAUUAUCGUACCAAAUCACAUGAGUUACCGCUUUUGAUGAUUGCUAACCGCAAAGCAAUCAAAGAAACUUCCAUGUAUGAAUUGCUUAUGCCGUUGAUUGAAGAUUUGAAAAAACUAGAAGUAUGUUUUACCCCCUUCAUAUAUGAAUCAAAUUUUCAGAAACACGGCUUAAGAAUUCCAAGCCGAGACAUCAUCUUAAAAGUCCGCUUAGCUUUCGUGGUUGGCGACAAUUUGGGCGUUGCUGAGCUUUUAGGAUUCAAACAAUGUUUCAAUCAGUAUUUUAUUUGCAGAUUUUGUGGUGCUACUGAUAACGAGAUCAAAAAAGAGUCUCUUAUUUCCGAAAAGGAAUUGAAUAUCAAAAAAUCAAUUUCAUUAUCGGAAGCAUUGGCGAGACGCGAUUUUGGACUUUCAAGAAUAAGCAAGUUUUCAGAACUUGAUAUCAACAUUUUCGCUUUGGCACCACCGGACUUUUUCCACGAUCUUAUUGAAGGAAUUCUUGGAACAAUCACCAGCCCGGACACUACCGUCUUGUUACUUUAUAAGAGUAGCAUUAUUCAGCUACGAUUAACAUUAUUUUAUUAUUAAAUAUUGUUCAAUAUUUAUUCGAUUGAUUCUCACUACAACACGAAUAAAUUGCUUCAAAUAGUGAUGGCCAAAAUAACAAACCAUUUGUUCAUCUAUAGCUAAAAAUUUGGAAAAAACACCAAAUUUUUGAAAUUUUGAUCAAGUUUUUCGAGCAACGGCCUUAUCUUGAAUAGCUUAUCGCGUUCUCCGGACG
Dermatophagoides farinae (American house dust mite) is the source of this 816-nucleotide messenger RNA. Lineage: Eukaryota; Metazoa; Arthropoda; Arachnida; Sarcoptiformes; Pyroglyphidae. The record is from RefSeq and is a predicted model, not a curated record.